AUGGAGAUUAGGGUUGGGUUGGCGAAGGGGCUUCAAUUCUACGCGGACCUGACAGAGUUGACGGUGACAUUGGGCAGUGCGACUCGGUCCUUCGUUUCUGAACGGACUAGGAGGGAAAUUGGAGGCAGAGAAGAGGUUGUCAGCAGUAGCGGCCACUUCACCGCCUCCACCACUCGCUGCGAAACCCCCUCUACUCCCGCCACCGCCAUUCGAACCCUAUAA
Laccaria bicolor S238N-H82 is the source of this 222-nucleotide messenger RNA. RefSeq lists its product as uncharacterized. The record is from RefSeq and is a predicted model, not a curated record. Bases 1 to 222 code for a protein of 73 amino acids. NCBI's taxonomy places the organism in Eukaryota, Fungi, Basidiomycota, Agaricomycetes, Agaricales, Hydnangiaceae. The transcript is spliced from 2 exons.